UCCCUCCACGAAACUCUCAACAGCGGUUGCUGAGAAAGCAGAAUAUAAUUCCAACCUACUAAUAAUAGUCUUUCAAAAUGGUUUUCGCUUCCGUGUCGAAUCUCUAUUUUGCGUUUCACGUUCACGCUCGUGUACCCAUACGCGCGCUUUUUAUGUAAUUAUCCCAACUAAUUCCCAAUGUAUACGGAGAGAAAACAGAACCGUCACAGAGAGAGAAACAGAAACGCACACACACGCAUACAGAGACAGCGAAGCACAAAACAAACCAGGGAUGGGUUUCUCCAGAUUUCCGGCGGCGUUAAUUUUUGCGGCGGCGGUGGCGGUGACGAUGACGGUGGCACCCAGACUGGCGGACGCCCAGACGCCGGCGUGCGCCCAGAAGCUGGUACCCUGCGCGGAUUACAUAAAUGGCACCGCCACGCCGCCCGCGUCGUGCUGCGGCCCGCUGAAAGAGGCCGUGACGAACGAGAUGCAAUGCCUCUGCAGCCUGUACACCGCCCCUGGUUUGUUGCAAUCCUUCGGCAUCAACGUCACUCAGGCCGUUCUCCUCCCCGGCCGCUGCAAUCUUGUCGCCAGCGACUGCAGCAAAGCUUUGGCUCCGACCUCCAACCCGCCACCUCCAGCAACACCGGGAAAUGGUGGCGGUGUAGUGGGCAGGAUUGCAUGGACUGUACUGCCCGGCUUACUCUUGUUUUGGGCUUCCGUGAUGCUCUAUUAGAGGCAAUCUCCAAAUCUUUGGGAAACAAUAUUAUUUCAUCAUUAUGAAGUGGAGAUUUGCAGACCUCGAGGCUUUCUUUCUCCGUUUUGUCGUAUUAUAUUGAUUUACGUAGUGUUACGGUCAAUUUGUUGUUGUGUGGUUCACUGUUUGUCAAUCUUAUUCAGCCAUAUAUGGUUCUACUAGUUAUGUAUUUUUACCGUCUAUUUGUUGCAGACCUAAAUGUUGGAGUGAUGUGAAUCCAUUUCCUCAUGCAUGUGGCACUCCAAGCGCAUUAUUAAUGGUCUUGGAGCAUUUCUGCAUGAGUAUAUUGCUGAAGAAUAUCAUUUUGUUGGCAUGGUUUUA
Molecule: messenger RNA, 1060 nt
Organism: Rhododendron vialii
Lineage: Eukaryota; Viridiplantae; Streptophyta; Magnoliopsida; Ericales; Ericaceae
Product: non-specific lipid transfer protein GPI-anchored 7-like
Exons: 3
Coding region: 272-718 (148 amino acids)
Source: RefSeq, a predicted model, not a curated record